Messenger RNA from Anastrepha ludens (Mexican fruit fly), 501 nucleotides. RefSeq lists its product as uncharacterized. Lineage: Eukaryota; Metazoa; Arthropoda; Insecta; Diptera; Tephritidae. Bases 1 to 501 code for a protein of 166 amino acids. The transcript is spliced from 4 exons. The record is from RefSeq and is a predicted model, not a curated record.
AUGGGUAUCGAAGGGAAAGAUGAAAGCAUGAUUUCGGAAGCCCCAUCGCCUUUACGGACGCCUUGCAGAAAAUUUCACGCUGAGGUCAGUAAUUCGCACAUCUCAGACAGGAGAACACCACGGGCGAGCUUGAAAAGAAAGCGCAUGGAAGAAGACGGUGGUGCUCGGAAGAAAUUUUUGGAAAUAGCAGAAAAACAGGCAGAUGCACUAAAGAUGCUAGCCCAGUCGAGUGUAGAAACCGUAGAAGUCGCGAAACAACAAGCAGAUGCUUUAAAGAUCUUAGCCGAAAGCAGCUCUGCAAGUGCCCAAGCGAAUAAAAUGAUGGCGGAGGCAAUAGCCGUAUUGGGGAAUGGUUUAAGCGCUACCGCGGAAACAUUCAACAAUCUAACGCCAAUCAUAAGCCAAAUACUCAAAGGACAUACUCAUUGCGAUAAUCGACAUUGUAACCAAUCAGCUGAUUUUGCCUUGUCGAUUUUCGUAAUGAAAUGGGUUACUGAAUAG